AUGUCCGAAGUGUACAGCGUGGAGAUAUCGUCGAAUGUUUCUGAAUUUCCAUACGAGAAGAAAUUCCCAUCGUCAUUCACACUUGACGAACUCAAGAAAAAAUUGGAAUUGAUUGUUGGAGCGGUCGCGAGCUCGAUAAAAGUUGAACUUCACGAUGGGGAAGGCAAAUUUGUGGCCUCUUUAACUGAUGGAUCCAAAACUUUGAAAGAACUUGGUGUGAAAAGUGGAAUGCGUAUACAUGCUAUUGAUGUCUCUGGUCAUAAUGUUGAGCUACAAGACGAUAGCAUGGUCGAGAAAUAUGCUAUGAGUGACGAUGCGUACAACGCACGAGACGAUAGUGUUAGAACAUGGAAGAAGAAAUUGCUAGCGCAGCAUGCUAACGACGAUGAUAACGCCAACUCUGCUCCAACAGAGAACCAUCUGAAUGAAGAAGCAGCAAAGGAAAUUAAGGUAGGAGAUCGAUGUGAGGUAAGGGUACGUGGUGCAACAACUCGACGUGGAAUCGUAUCCUUCAAAGGUGAAACCAAGUUUCGCGAAGGGAUAUGGAUUGGUGUCACCUAUGACUUGCCGGUGGGCAAAAAUGACGGAGCGGUAGCUGAUGUAAGAUACUUCCAAUGCGCCGACAAGCAUGGCGGUUUUGUGCGACCCGUAGACGUUUUCGUUGGGGACUAUCCACCAUUUCCGACUGAAGAUGACAUGGAGGAAAUUUGA
Molecule: messenger RNA, 711 nt
Organism: Necator americanus (New World hookworm)
Lineage: Eukaryota; Metazoa; Nematoda; Chromadorea; Rhabditida; Ancylostomatidae
Exons: 6
Coding region: 1-711 (236 amino acids)
Biological process (GO): post-chaperonin tubulin folding pathway; cytoplasmic microtubule organization; tubulin complex assembly
Cellular component (GO): microtubule plus-end; nucleus; cell cortex
Molecular function (GO): alpha-tubulin binding; microtubule plus-end binding
Source: RefSeq, a predicted model, not a curated record